Messenger RNA from Hemicordylus capensis (graceful crag lizard), 3397 nucleotides. Its product is annotated as di-N-acetylchitobiase-like. Lineage: Eukaryota; Metazoa; Chordata; Lepidosauria; Squamata; Cordylidae. Gene Ontology annotation, biological process: chitin catabolic process; carbohydrate metabolic process. The record is from RefSeq and is a predicted model, not a curated record. Bases 153 to 1265 code for a protein of 370 amino acids. The transcript is spliced from 7 exons. Gene Ontology annotation, molecular function: chitinase activity; chitin binding. Gene Ontology annotation, cellular component: extracellular region.
UUAACAGAGAAGUCUUAUGUUUAAGAAACGGAAGUGUUGCUGGUCUGCAGUCCAGAAUGGUUCCCUAGCGACCAUAAACAGAAAACAAUGGAAGGCCGGGCUCAGGGACUGCAGCAUUCCAGAGGGGGCUUUGAAGGGAAGCCCUCCAAGACAUGCAGGGGUUGCUAGGUGCCAGAAGAGGAGGAGGCGUGAGUCUCUUGCUUGUGCUUCUCCUACAUCUGCAGUUGGGCUCCAGUACAUGCCCCUGCCACGACCCUUCCCUCUGCAAGCCCAUCUCAGGCAACAGAGACUUUGAGGUCUUUGUAUUUGACGUUGGGGAAACGACCUGGAAGUUCUACGACUGGUCGAAAAUUACAACAGUGGCAGCGUUUGGAAAAUAUGACCCUGAGCUUAUGUGUUAUGCUCAUUCAAAGGGAGCCAGGGUUGUUUUCAAAGGAGAUAUAUCUGUGAAGAAAAUUGUUAGCCCUGCUGCCAGAGCAGCCUGGAUAGGCCAACAAGUGAAAUUGGCCAAAAAGCGUUAUAUGGAUGGGCUCAAUAUAGACUUUGAACAAGAGGUUAAUAAGAGUUCAGCUGAAUAUAAUGCAUUAACAGAUUUGGUUAAGGAAACAACAGAAGCUUUUCACAAAGAAAUUCCAGGAUCACAGGUAACUUUUGAUAUAGGUUGGUUUCCAGAAUGCAUAGAGACAAGAUGUUAUAAUUACAGUGGAAUUGCUGAUUCCUGUGAUUUUGUGUUUGUGAUGUCUUAUGAUGAGCCAAGUCAAGUGUGGUCAAACUGCACAUUAAGAGGCAAUGCUCCAUAUCCACAGACCAUAGCUGGAUAUGACAAUUACCUUCUUAUGGGCAUUCAUCCAAAGAAGCUUGUGAUGGGCGUUCCCUGGUAUGGCUAUGAUUAUACCUGUCGACAUUUAUCUAAGGAUAAUGUUUGUUCCUUUGCAAAAAACCCUUUACAAGGGGCCCAAUGCAGCUAUACAGGCGGAAAUCAAGUCCCAUAUAGCAUAAUAAUGAAGCAAGCAAGGAAUUCUUCUUCUGGGAUCUUGUGGGAUAAGGUUCAGAAAGUUCCAUAUCUCGAAUACAAGGAUUCACAUAAUGCUUCUCAUCAAGUAUGGUUUGACAAUCCCCGGAGCAUUUCUCUGAAGGCAGCCUAUGUGAAAGAACAUGGUUUAAGGGGUAUUGGUAUGUGGAACGGGAAUUGUCUUGACUACUCUGGAGACUCUUUAGCGCAAGAGCAAACAAAAGCAAUGUGGGAGGUUUUGAAACCAAAGUGACUUCCAAGAGUGUGAGAGACAUAGAAUCUUAACAGCCAUUGGUGUUUAAUUUACUUAUUUCUUUCUGGGCAUACAGCAAUAACUAAUUGCACACAAAACUUUGAAAUGUAGAUGACAUUUACGUUGUCCUGCUCUCACUGUGAUAUUUUCACACAAUAGGAUGUAUUCCCAAUAGAUUCUGGUUGUUGCUGUUUAUUUAUUAUUCUAUAAAGGGGGAGAGUUACAUUAACCCUCUGUAUGUCAACUUAAGUUCCACAGAAGGGGUAACAAUGUAAUUACUAAAUAAAUAUCAGUCAAUCAAUCUAUCAGUCUUUAUUACGGUCACAGACCAGCAUAAAGUGUAAAGGUGAUUACAAGUUAAAAUGAGAGGAGAUAAAAGUGAUUACAUGUAAAAUGGUACAUAAUAAUAUUAAAAGGACUAAGAAUACUAAAAAUAGUAGAAACAGAAUCACACCUGAGAAAUAGUAAAAGUCAUUAAAAUGCAUUAAAAGCAUUAAAAAACAUUAAGUUGUAAGGCGUAAAAAAGGUGUAAAAAACCAGAAAUAUAUAAAAUAUAUGAAAUCCUGGGUAAUAAAACUAGAAAACAGCCGGAUUGAGGGUUACGAGGAGCAGUAAAAGGGAGGCACGUGAGCAAUUGCAAGGCCUGCCCAGAGUCACCAGGAGUCAGAUUAAGGUUGGUAGGACUCACUGCCCAUCAACCGCCGACGAAUGCUGAUCGCAGCCGCACAGUACCUGGCAACGCUAUAUGUGAUGGCAGGCUUAGAGUCAAAGAGUGGCAAGGAGCUGUAGAAUUGGCUCAGAUGACCUGGAUACUUGCUUAGCAGUGGCAGGAUAAGAGAGGCAAGUAUGUCUCUACAGAGCAAGCAGUAUAGGAGAACAUGCUCAGUAGUUUCAAUCUGCCCUAAGCCACAGGGGCAUAAUCACUCUGCAAGGGGGUCCUUCUAUAACGGCCUUCUAGCACUGCUGAGGGGAGGCCAUGGCAGCGAGCCAAAGUGAGCGCCCUUCUGUGGUUUGGAACCCUCAGUUGGGUGAGGUAUGCUGCUGAGGAGGAAGAAUAUCUAAGCCUGUCACUGAUAUGAAAUUUUUGAACUCUGCUGAGAUCAAUUUGGCACUUAAUGUCUAUAAUGUGCUGCUUGGUGGUUGCUUUUGCCUGAUCGUGGCCCAUUUUGAGCAAGGUCAGGGAGAAGAGGCCCAGAAUAGCUAUUUCGGUCUCAAUUGUCUGAAUCCAGUUAGAUUGGUAAUCACCGUGUAGGGUUAGGGGGGCAAGACCAAUUGGGCAAUAGGAUAGUCUGAGCCAAUAACAGGGAAUGGCCACCCACACCCUAGCCUCCAGCUUGAUCAGGCCUGUCUCCAGUUGCAGAGUGGCAUUCGAGACACAUCUCGGUACUUGUAGUGCUGCCCUCAGGAAUUUAGAUUGUACAAGUUUGAGAGUCGCAAUGUUGAGGAAAGGGCCCAACUGAGCACCAUAGAGAAGCUGAGCUUUUGACUUGGCUGUGAACAGCUGAAGAGCAGCGGGUACAUAAUGGCCUCCUCUUGUCCACAGGAAUUUGAGAAUGGCAGAGGAGCUUCUCUAGGCAUUUAAAGCUCCGUGUUCUCCAUGAACUUUCCUAGAGCCGCCAGAAUGAAAAACUACUCUCAAGUAUUUAAAUUGUGCAACUUGCUCAAUCUUGUGUCCCUCAAUCCACCAAGAGUGGAUCUUGGGCCUCCCGGCGAAGGCCAUAAUUUUAGUUUUGUGAAAGUUGAUUUCCAGGCAGUCCUCCCUGCAGUGCAACAUCAGGGUCCUCAGUGCUCUUCUAAGGCCAAUGGGAGUCCUUGAGAGGAUGGCUGCAUCAUCCGCACAUAGCAGGAUGGCAAUGUGUUUCCCUGCAAGCUUUGGAGGGUGGAAAUCUGGGUUGCUGAGCUGGCCCACCAUAGAGUUGAUGCAGAAACUGAAGAGGAGUGGGGCCAAAAUGCAUCCUUGUUUGACGCCCUUCUGAGUUGGUAAAGCUCUUGUGAGGUGGCCUUGAGGGCUAAAUAAAUAUCAUCAAGUAUGUUAUACAACUGUAGCUGAAGCUUAGAAUGUGAUUCAAAAUGUAUCCUAUAAAAACAACAGUUGAAGACCUGCUGAUUGAUGUAAAUAAAAUGAAGUACUA